Messenger RNA from Impatiens glandulifera, 1086 nucleotides. RefSeq lists its product as uncharacterized. NCBI's taxonomy places the organism in Eukaryota, Viridiplantae, Streptophyta, Magnoliopsida, Ericales, Balsaminaceae. The record is from RefSeq and is a predicted model, not a curated record. The transcript is spliced from 3 exons. The coding region runs from base 67 to 663 and encodes 198 amino acids.
CAUUCAGUUUCAAUAAUUUACUGUUAUAGUGAGAGAGAGAAACUGUUAUAAAGAGAGAAAGAGAGAAUGGGAAACUGCCAAGCUAUCGAUAAUGCAGCUUUGAUGAUACAACAACCAGGAGGCGGAAGAGUGGAGAAGAUGUAUUGGCCGGUGGCGGCAAGUGAGAUUAUGAAGACGAAUCCAGGCCAUUAUGUUGCUCUUCUUCUCACAACCACCACCUUAUACAAUCCUCAUUCGUCAUCUUCCACCGCCCCCGCACCAACAACAAAGCCGGCGAAUGCUUCUUCCACCGCACCGGUUAGAGUUACAAGGAUUAAGCUACUCCGGCCGACUGAUACGUUAAUCCUAGGUCAAGUUUACAGGCUCAUAAGUAAUGAAGAGGUGAUGAAAGGACUGUGGGCGAAGAAGUAUGCGAAGAUGAAGAAGAAGGAAACGGAAUCUGGAGAGCAGAGAGAGGAGAUGAUUAAAGAGAAGCUUGGAUGUGAAUUUGAUGUAUCGGCUGGACGAAUUAGGUCAAGUGGAGAUCAGAAAACUGAUCAGGUAAUGAAACAUGAUGAAAGGCGUCAUCAUCAUCAUCGUCAUAACAAACAAUCAUCAGCAGGUGCAAAACCAUCAAGAACAUGGCAACCUUCAUUGAGGAGCAUCUCUGAAUCUACAAGCUGAUCGAUGAUGAUGAUCACAAGCAAGCAAUUAAGAGUUAAGAUAAUCUUCACUUUUACUUAGUUGUACAUGAAAGAAAGAAAGGAGGAGAAAAUGAAUUUGAUGUAACUGUGGAUCUGAGUUAGUUUUAGAGAUGAUGAUGAUGAUCUUCACUUCCAAAUUAUGAUUAAUCUAUCUAAUAAUAAUAGAAGAUUCAUAGAAGUGUGCAAUGAUUUAAAAACCUAAAUUAAUAAUUUAAUUACAAUUCGUACAAAAGAAGGGAUCUGAAAAAUGUACGAGCUGCAACAGAAAGAAAAUAGAUUCCAUUUUUCCAGGUGAAGAAGAAGAUGCACUCUUAUUAUUAGCUCACUAGCUAGCUGUAAUCACCACAUCCUCACAUGCAUCUUUAUUCAUUUCUCUAAUCUCAUAAUAAUAUUCUUUUAUUUA